CGGGGAAUAUUGGGUUCUCUGGUAUCUUUGUAUCCUAGUUCAGGCGGUUUCUUGUCGGGGAGGAAUCAGGGCCCAAACACGGAAGCAGGCUUGGAUUGAAUCGCAACAUUGGUAUUAUUGAACUUGAACUUGCAUCAAGUGCCUUCCUAUACAUGAGGAAGCUUUCGGCUGUGGUUUUGUCCCAUUUGUGUAGGGCCAGUCAGAUAGGUUGGGACACCCCGUUCCCUCGGUCUGGGGCUUUCGGUCGACUGUCGCAUGUUGAACUACACCUGCGCUCGCCUUGGUGUGCUCGAGUGACAUUUGAAGCAUCCAUUAUGCUCCCCGCAGCUUCUUUUCUCUCGAAAAUGUUAGUGCUGCUGUUCGAAAUCCUGGGCCUUCGGAAGCCCCUCCAGCCAGCGCAGAACCCUUCCGACCAGCCCUGUGGCCAACUCGAUGGCAGACGUAACCCAUACGCUUCCCAUGACCCAGAACACGUGUUCAGCGCCUCUCCGCCAAGAGGCCGUGAAGAUGCAGAACGCAAUUGCACUCAGCAUUCCCAACAUCGCCGCAAUGAAGACGGCAGGGCAGCUGGCACGGGGGUUGACACGGCCAACCACCAAAACGGCGAGGGCGAGCGUAAGCACCCAAGUUAAUGUUAAGAGAGCCAACGACAGACAUUCAUCUUCGCUCAGCGCAGUGGGUUCCUCGCCACGCGAGUUUUUGUAAGCCAUAGCGCCGACGAUGACCCAGCAGCCGAACGCCACGACGAGGGCGCAAACCAACUCGCGGACGCCAGGCCCAUCAGAAGACAUUCUGGUAUCAGGGAAGUGGUGACUCAGCAGUUUGUGAAGCGGAAGUUCUGAUA
Emericellopsis atlantica is the source of this 844-nucleotide messenger RNA. RefSeq lists its product as uncharacterized. The coding region runs from base 153 to 632 and encodes 159 amino acids. Lineage: Eukaryota; Fungi; Ascomycota; Sordariomycetes; Hypocreales; Bionectriaceae. The record is from RefSeq and is a predicted model, not a curated record. The transcript has a single exon.